AACAAGUUUAAGUUGUUAAUCUGUCACUGUCUAAUAUUUUAAAAUACUUUUCUGUAAGUAUGAAGUUUCUAGGAAAUUUGUCUGGUGCCAAAAUUUCACUGAAUAGGUACCAAAAAGCUUCUCUAUUCUAUUCUAAUUCAAGCAACCUUAAUAGCUAAAUCCCCUAAAUGGUACAAUUUUCUCAAAACAAAACAAAAUGUAUGAUAGUUCUCUCUUUGGUCUCCUGCAAAUGUUAUACGAGACACUGAAGAACGAGGCGAAAUUCCUGUUAAAUGUUGGCAACCAAAUCCAAGCUAUUCGAGCAGAAAUAAACCGAAUACAAUGCUUUUUACAAGAUGCAGAUGCUAAAAAACCUGAAUACGAGACAGUUCGGAACUGGAUAGCAGAUAUUAGGGAAGUUGCUUAUGAUGUGGAGAAUAUUCUUGAGAAAUACUCCCACAAAAUUACUUCAAGAAAGGAUCAAUCGAUAUGGAAAGAGAAUAUAGCUCUACACAACAUAGGGACGGAAACGAAGGAUGUUAUGUCAAGAAUUGAUAGCAUAAGAAGGUGCAUGAAAACUUAUGUUGAUACUGGAAUUAGAGUUAUAUCCCAAGGAGAAUCCCCAUCUGAUAAAAGCCAAUGGUUAACAAGAUCUUACUCUCAUCUUGUAGAUGAAGAUUUUGUCGGAUUAGAAAAAGAGGUGAAUGAGUUGGUUGAAGAGUUGACAAGUGAUGAAAAUGUAGACUUUCAUGGAGUUUUGGCGAUAUGUGGGAUGGGAGGUCUAGGCAAGACAACACUUGCCCGAAAAGCAUAUCGUCACAAUGAUGUACAAAGUCGUUUUCAGGCUUUUGCUUGGGCUAGUAUAUCAAAGCAAUGGCAAGCAAGAGAUGUUCUACAGAGGAUCCUCACGAAACUUGAACCGAAAAACAGAAAACAUAUUAACAAGAUGAUGGACGACGAGCUCGUUAAGGAACUUUACAAAAUUCAGCAGAGUAAAAGAUGCUUGGUAGUGCUGGAUGAUAUUUGGUCAACAAAUUUCUGGGAUAGUGUAAAACAUGCUUUUCCUAAGGGGAAAGAGAGUAGAAGCAAAAUUUUGCUCACAACGCGCAAGAAGGACGUUUGUACACACAUAGAUCCAACUUGUUUUAUCUGUGAACCGAGCUGUUUGAAUGCUGAGGAGAGUUGGAAGUUGCUUCAUAAGAAAGCAUUCCCCAGAGUAAACACUCCAGAUUUAAAUAUUGAUUUGGAAUUAGAGAGGCUUGGAAAGGAGAUGGUCAAUAAAUGUGGAGGCUUGCCUUUAGCCAUUAUUGUGAUUGCUGGACUUUUGGCUAGAAGACCUAAAAUAGAUGAGUGGAGAAGGACGAGCCAAAACCUUAACUUUCGCAUGAGUGGUGAAAGUUUUGAACAAGAUGGAGGAAUUCAUGGUGUCCUAGCUUUAAGUUAUUAUGACUUACCAUAUCAGCUUAAGCCGUGUUUUUUGUACUUGGGCAACUUUCCGGAGGACCAAAAGAUAUCUGCGCGAAGGUUGUAUCAGCUAUGGGCUGCUGAAGGUAUUAUAUCAUUGGAAGGUAACCAAGGAGAGGAGACAGCAAUGAUGGAAGUAGGGGAAUGUUAUUUGCACGAAUUAGCUCAAAGGUACAUGGUUCAAGUGGAACUAGACGAAACAACUGGAAGGAUCAAAUCUUGUCGACUUCAUGAUCUCAUGCGAGAUACAUGUUUGUCGAAAGCAAAGGAGGAAAACUUUCUCAAGACAAUUUCUCCUCAGCCUUUGGUUCAAUCGGUGCGCUGCCCUUCUUCAGCUAAAGCAACAUCAACACGCACCGUACGUAGACUCUCUAUCACCGUAGACAAUGAAGUCCAGAACUAUUUCUCUACUAAUGAUAAGUCCUUUCAGCAUGUUAGAUCAGCUUUGUUCUUUCCGAUACAGGCAGGACGCGAAGGAACAGCAUAUCCCCUGCCUAUAUUCCAAGGUCUGUGCAACAACUUCACAAUUUUGAGGGUUCUGCACCUUGAGAAGUUUUCUUUCGAGGAAAACCUGCACAAAGCGAUUGGUAAUUUGGUGCACUUGAGAUACCUGAGCUUCAGACAUUCACGCUUUCAGAAACUUCCAUCAUCUGUAGGUAAUCUUAAGUACCUACAAACACUUGAUUUGAGGGUGAAUUUCUUCUCAUACUUGACUUUGCCAAAUACUAUACAGAAGUUGCAAAACUUGCGGAAUUUAUAUCUUCCCCCUUCACAUCAUAACACGUAUAAGUUGGAGCUAAGUCCUUUAAGCCACUUGGAAAUGCUCAAGAACUUUGAUACACAAGUUUCUCCUUUUAGAGAUCUCUUCAAGUUAACAAAACUUCAGAAACUCGCAGCUGUUUUAUCACUGGAGUUGAAUGAGAUGGAUGAGAUUAUCACACACCUUACCCACAAAACGGGGAGACUCAGGGAAACAUCCUUCCGCAUUUACUACAGAUUUAAUUCAGAAAAAGAUCUAAACCUUCUGAAGAGACUGUUAGGUUGUCACCACCUCCGCAAGUUAGAUUUAAUUGGACAUAUCAAUAAGCUACCAGAACACCACUUCUUUUCAGAAAGCCUCACUAAGUUAACCUUGAGAAGGAGUGGACUUGAAGAAGACCCUAUGCUUAUUCUGCAGAAGCUGCCUAAACUAUUUACCUUGUCAUUACGUGGAAACGCGUUCGUUGGAAAGGAAAUGUGUUGUUCUGCACAAGGGUUUCCCCUCCUUAAAACUCUUAAGAUCCAAGGGCUGCCAAAUUUAGAAAGCUGGAGGGUGGAGACAGGGGCCAUGCCCAAUCUAAUUCAUCUAGAAAUUGAAGACUGCAAGAAAUUGGAGAAGGUUCCGGAUGGAUUGAAAUAUCUAACUAAGAUACAGGAGAUAACGAUUAUAGACAUGCCAGACACCUUCCAAAACAGGCUUGAAGAGGUUCAAGGGGAAGACUUUUACAAAGUUCAAUUCAGGAAAUUUUUCGGCACGAAGAAUUUUCCCAAGAUUAAACCCAAAAUACUAUUAUCAGGACAUAAGUUAAGCGGAUUAUUCCAGACCAUUUGCCCAUCAACAGUACCAAAGGAAUGGAAGAGGCUAUAAGUACUCAAAGGGAAGAUAAUAUCUAGAAGGUCAUGCAUCUGUUGAUGGUUGGACUAUAAGUAAUUUCAAGUAAGACUGAACAAAGCAUGGCAAGUGGACAUGUAUGCUUAAUUUGGGAUGGCAAAUUGGAAGCAAAAGAUGGGAAAGUUGGAGGUCUUGUUUCCCCUAUUAGCAAGGUUUUAGUUAAGAUAUUAUAUCUGCUGUGUAUAUAUAUUUGUUUGACUAUGGACUGGAGGUAUUAAGUCUUGUAUCAUGUUUGUCAUUAGUUUACUCCCUCUGUGCUUUUUGUUUUUUGUAUGAUAGUGUUUGAAUGUGUACAAAAUUUAAGAAAUAAGCAUUGACUUCUGACAUAAACUAAAUAUAUUUAACAUGUGCCUUAGUAUC
Lycium ferocissimum is the source of this 3454-nucleotide messenger RNA. RefSeq names its product probable disease resistance protein At1g58602. Gene Ontology annotation, biological process: defense response to other organism. The transcript has 4 exons. Gene Ontology annotation, molecular function: ADP binding. Bases 197 to 3070 code for a protein of 957 amino acids. NCBI's taxonomy places the organism in Eukaryota, Viridiplantae, Streptophyta, Magnoliopsida, Solanales, Solanaceae. The record is from RefSeq and is a predicted model, not a curated record.